This is a messenger RNA of Mollisia scopiformis, 1078 nucleotides long. RefSeq lists its product as uncharacterized. The transcript has 5 exons. Lineage: Eukaryota; Fungi; Ascomycota; Leotiomycetes; Helotiales; Mollisiaceae. Gene Ontology annotation, biological process: mycotoxin biosynthetic process. The record is from RefSeq and is a predicted model, not a curated record. The coding region runs from base 1 to 885 and encodes 294 amino acids.
AUGACCUCAAAACUUUCUCAAAUGAUGAAGUUCAGGGACAAUUCAGAUGAUGAUAUCCGUUACGACCCUUUGAGUGACGAGAAAUCCCUUCUUGAGAGUUCCCAUGGAGAACCAGUGUACAGCAAGCAAGGAUGGAGAAGUCGAACAUCCAUCACAUAUGUGUUGACCUUAGCUUUGUUGCUCAUCUCGGUCGUGCUCAAUGUGGUGGUUUGGCUGCAGCUCUCAAAGCUGCAUGAAAUUUCCCACGCUCAUGACGGAACUGAAUAUGGUUCACCAGUUGUGAGGGAUAUUGGACUUCAAUAUCACAAACAACCCAUCAACGGAUCUUUUGAGAAACAGACCAUAUACCGUCAGAAGCCUAGCAAAGAAGUCGAUGACGCGUGGCUAGCACUUGGAGUGAGCGCUGAUUCCAUUGUAAUUCCUGUCGAUGAAGCGGCGCAAUUCGGCAUCAGAGAGGGGCAAGUUAAACGGGUAAUUGAAGACGGAGGAGGGUAUAUGGCGGAUGUCAUGGUUUUUCACAACCUUCACUGCUUGAACUUGAUCAGACAGACCUCGCGCUGGAAUUGGGACCAUUAUUCCGCGCUGAUCGGCACUCCCGAGGCGUUUGGUACCGCAUUUGAGGGUUUCGAUGGCGAGAUCCAGCUUGAGAAGCACUUCACUCACUGCGUAGAUAUGCUUCGCCAGGAAAUCAUGUGCGACGCCGAUACUAACGUUUAUGGACAAUGGUAUGUCAAAAAUCAUGGACCCUCCAAGGAUUUCAGCAUCAACCGGCAAUGUAAGGACUUUGAUGCCAUUCUUAAAUGGUACCAGGGCAACCAUAUAGAUAUGGAUAACACGUAUGUGAGGCACACGCCGGGAGACCCUGUUCUCGAUGAAGAGCCAUAGAUAGUUGUAAACGAUUUCAUAAAACAACUUGGGUCAGUCAGAGUGUCCGACUGGGUGACAGAUUUUGGGAAAUGGGUGUCCAGAACUUCAAUGUUAAAUAAAGUCACCCGAAACUCGCUGGGAAUUUGAACGCAUAAACAGAAGCAAUACAGCUACAGUGGGAGAAGUGGGAGUAGCGGAGUUAAUAGAAGCC